AUGCGUCAAGAAUCCAAUCGAUGUGUCUGCGAUUUUAUUACUAAUCUGUCUCUGGCCAUCCAGGACUGUGGGUAUAAAGAGAUCGAGGCAGACAACUUCGAGCACGCAAUGCCCGUUCAGCAGUUGAUCGUCGGUCUGCGCGAUGAAAAAGCUCGGGAAAAUCUCUUAUCAGAGAAGAAGGAUUUGUCAUGGGAGAAAGCCUGUGAUAUUGCCAGUCAUCGGGAGCGUGUGCGGCAAAACCUUCAGCAGCUGAAUCAGUCAAACGAUGGAGUGAUAGCAUCCUUGGCAUCUGAAAUGGCUGGCUCCCUGGUCAACACUGCCGCGUCUUCACCUAGACAGCCACCAUCAGCUCCCUCAAAAUAA
This is a messenger RNA of Spirometra erinaceieuropaei, 363 nucleotides long. The record is from the annotation of a GenBank genome assembly. NCBI's taxonomy places the organism in Eukaryota, Metazoa, Platyhelminthes, Cestoda, Diphyllobothriidea, Diphyllobothriidae.